Messenger RNA from Acanthosepion pharaonis, 1047 nucleotides. Lineage: Eukaryota; Metazoa; Mollusca; Cephalopoda; Sepiida; Sepiidae. The record is from the annotation of a GenBank genome assembly.
AUGUCGGGUAACGAGGAUGACAAGGAAUUCUUGAUGAAAAUGCCAAACGGGUGUCAAUUCUCUCUUUCUCUCUCUCACGCGCAUGCUUCUAUCUAUCUAUCUAUCUAUCUAUCUAUCUAUCUAUCUAUCUAUCUAUCUAUCUAUCUAUCUAUUUCAGUCUGUUCAUAUCUAUCUAUCUAUCUAUCUAUCUAUCUAUCUAUCUAUCUAUCUAUCUAUCUAUCUAUUUCAGUCUGUUCAUAUCUAUCUAUCUAUCUAUCUAUCUAUUUCUAUUCAUCUCUAUCUAUCUAUCUAUCUGUUCAUCUAUCUAUCUAUCUAUCUAUCUAUCUAUCUAUCUAUCUAUUUUUCAUCUGUUCUUAUCUACCUAUCUAUCUAUCUAUUUCGGUCUGUUCAUAUCUAUCUAUCUAUCUAUCUAUCUAUCUAUCUAUCUAUCUAUCUAUCUAUCUAUCUCACUCUGUGCAUAUCUAUCUAUCUAUCUAUCUAUCUAUCUAUCUAUUUCAGUCUGUUCAUAUCAAUCAAUCUAUCUGUUUUAGUCUGUUCUUAUCUAUCUAUCUAUCUAUCUAUCUAUCUAUCUAUCUAUCUAUCUAUUUCAGUCUGUUCAUAUCUAUCUAUCUAUCUAUCUAUCUAUCUAUCUAUCUAUAUAUAUAUAUAUAUAUAUAUAUAUAUAUAUAUAUAUGUAUGUAUGUAUUUCAGUCUGUUCUUAUCUACCUAUCUAUCUAUUUAUCUAUUUCAGUCUGUUUUUAUCUAUUUCAGUCUGUUCUUAUCUAUCUAUCUAUCUAUCUAUCUAUCUAUCUAUCUAUCUAUAUAUAUAUAUAUAUAUAUAUAUAUAUAUAUAUAUAUAUAUAUAUUUCAGUCAGUUCUUAUCUAUUUCAAUUUGUUCUUAUCUAUCUAUCUAUCUAUCUAUCUAUCUAUCUAUCUAUCUAUCUAUCAGUCUCUUUUUAUUUAUUGCAGUCUGUUCCUAUCUAUCUACCUAUCUAUCUCUGUCUGUCUGUUGCUAUCUAUCUAUCUAUCUUCACCUGUUCAGAUAUACUUGUCUGUGUUGGCUGGUAA